Molecule: messenger RNA, 1950 nt
Organism: Seminavis robusta
Lineage: Eukaryota; Bacillariophyta; Bacillariophyceae; Naviculales; Naviculaceae
Source: the annotation of a GenBank genome assembly
AUGAAGUUUUACAACAUCCUGCUGCUGGCAUCGGCAGUACAUGCAUCCAUUGUCCCUCCGACCGAGGAAAGUGACGGCGCUCAAUGUGUGGGCCUCAAUCUCGAUGUGGGUCGGCUCGUGGAUGUUACCAAGAACGACCUCAAUACUGCCACUGGAUCUCUAGGGGAAGGCCGAUCCUACGGAGUCAACACCAUUGUACCCGUCACGAAAUUCGGGACCACUUCAGAAUGCAUCUUGCAGCGACAUCGAUUGCAGGAAACCAAAGAGAAAAUACCAGUGUUUGGGGCCGAUGUGCUGGUCACGGUGGAAGCAUGUCGAGAAUCCGAUCAAACAGCCUACGGUGACGGAAGUUUCGAUGAUGUUCCGCUCUCCGGAAUCCCCUUUUCCGCCAUUUCCGGGCUCGAGGGCAAGUCAUAUGCAUUUAUUGACGUCGAAUCGGGGUACAAUCCCUCUUAUUCGGUAGCACAGGCAAGGACUGCCUUGAGCGAAUUCUUUGAAACUCCCGAGGAUAAGAUUGGAGAUUUGGAAGUGGUGAUCUUUCCUUCCUUUGAAGAAGGAGACAAGUUGUCGUACAAGGGAGAAGUGUGGGUGUCCAGUAGUACCGGUGCUGGAACCGAUAUUGAACUGUACGACGUAUUUCUAAACGCACACACUUUGGAACCCCUGCAAGUCUGCAGCAAAAUCAAUAGAAGGCGCUUUGAAAAGAUUCGCAAGCUUCGAAAGAAGGCUGAACGAAAACAAGACAAUCGCCUGCUGAGCAAGUGUGGUUCGUGUGCAGACCAAUCCUCAGUAACUUGGUCGAACGAGGAGGCCUCCUGUCCCAUCAAUUCCUUGUAUUUGAACAAUGAAGGUCGUACUACCACUUGUCUCAAAGGAACCAAGGACGAUGGGACCGAAGUUCUUGGCCCUGGAACUAUUGCUGCUCUACAUUACGCCGGAACCUAUGAUUGCAACAGUGAAGAGUCGGGUUGCAAGGCCCUUGCCAUUCCCGAUUGCGCUGAUGCUAGUAGUGACGUACACUACGGAGUUACCGAAACCAUGAAAUUCCUGCAGGAGUAUUUGGGAGUCAUGGGCGGUUUGAGGGUUUCUGGGGCGAAUCCUCGAACUACAGCAGCAUUUACUCAUUUCGGAGAAGACUAUUGCAACGCUUUCUUUACCACUCAAACCAAUGCUGUGUAUUUCGGUGAUUGCGAUUGCAAGUUCUGGAACCCACUCGCAAGUAUGGACGUGGCUGCUCACGAGCUCUCCCAUGGUAUCACGGCUUACUCAAGCGGCCUGGUCUACCAGUAUCAGUCUGGUGGCUUGAAUGAGGGAUUCUCUGAUAUCGUCGGAGCAACGAUGGAGUUCUACAUCAACGAUGACAAGGACACGCCUGAUUACGAUCUCGGGGAGAACUUUCUCGACGAGGGCAUGGAUGGAUUCGUUCUUCGUCACAUGGAGAAUCCCACAGCGGAUGGAAAGUCUAUUGACCACGUUUGCCAAUACACGAACAAACUGAACGUCCACUACACCAGCGGAGUACCCAACAAGGCUUUUGUAAACGCAGUGCGUUUUUGUGUGAGUCACAGCUGCAGCAAUUCCGAGAGGGAAUGUGUUUUGUUGCUGGGUCCCAUAUUUAUGUACGCGAACAUCCACAUGAUGCAAAGACUGGGCGGAUACAUGGAUGCGGCGACGGCGACCUGCCAUGCCGCACACGAAUACUACACUGUGAAGAGUCCACAAACAGCAUGCACGCCGGAUGAUGCCCGUGACUUUGUCAAGGGAGGCUGGUGGGAAGUUGGAUUGGCUCUGGAUGAUAACUGUGUAGCAACGUCUCCUGAGUGUAUCAUUCCAGGGCCGCCUACAAACAGCAACAGCGGCCUUUUCCCGUGCCUACAGGUUCUUCAAAUUGCGAGGAAAAGAGUCACGUCUGCUUGGUCAUGGCUUACUGACUUGAGUCCUUUCAACUAG